This is a messenger RNA of Malania oleifera, 3493 nucleotides long. Its product is annotated as pentatricopeptide repeat-containing protein At5g04780, mitochondrial-like. NCBI's taxonomy places the organism in Eukaryota, Viridiplantae, Streptophyta, Magnoliopsida, Santalales, Ximeniaceae. Gene Ontology annotation, molecular function: zinc ion binding; RNA binding; protein binding. The record is from RefSeq and is a predicted model, not a curated record. The coding region runs from base 92 to 2893 and encodes 933 amino acids. The transcript has a single exon. Gene Ontology annotation, biological process: RNA modification.
AAAACCCAAGGAAAAAAUUUGAGCCGUUAUACCAUUCCAUUUAAGUCUUUUCUAUUGAAAUUGAAAUACCUGUCAUUUUAUCAGAUGGACCAUGAAGCACUGGCCACGACAUUUCCUCUGGGAGUCUUUUCACCAACGAACUUACCCGCCUUUCAAAUCCCAGUUUCCCCGUUCUCUCCUCACCGCAAGAUUUUGCAGGGACCGCACCACUUUCCCGAGCUCGUUCGGAAAGUGCAACCUCACCUUCACGCCCGCUUACACAUCUUACUCUGAACUCCUGUCACUAUGCUGCAUUACCCAAUCUCUAAGACCUGGCAUGCGAGUCCAUGCUCUCUUAACCGAAUGUGGGUUAUCCAAAGAUCCAAAGCUUCAGAAUCAUCUGAUCAAUUUCUACUUGAAAUGUCGGGUUUUUGGGUAUGCCCACAAGCUGAUCGAAGAAAUGACACAACCAGAUUUGGUUUCCUGGUCUGCUCUGAUAUCUGGGUACGCUCAGAAUGGACUUGGUGAAGAAGCCCUUUUAGCUUUUCAAGAGAUGUACUUGUUAGGUCUUAGGUGUAAUGAAUUUACGUUUCCAAGUGUUCUUAAGGCUUGCUCGAUUACUAAGGAUUUGAAGGGAGGGAGGCAAGUUCAUGCAAUUGUAGUUGUUACGGGGUAUGAAUCUGAUGUGUUUGUUGCGAACACUCUGGUUGUAAUGUAUGCCAAAUGCGGUGAGUUUUUAGAUUCUAAGAGACUCUUUGAAGAUAUUCCUGAAAGGAAUGUUGUUUCGUGGAAUGCGUUGUUCUCUUGUUAUGUGCAUAGUGAUUUUUGCAGAGAAGCAGUGAAUUUGUUUCAUGAAAUGAUUCUUGGUGGAAUGAAACCGAAUGAGUUUACUCUCUCAAGUCUAGUGAAUGCUUGCACGGGUUUGGGUGAUCCUGAUCAAGGUAGGAAAAUUCAUGGGUAUCUUAUAAAACUUGGGUAUGAUUCGGAUCCAUUCUCUUCAAAUGCACUUGUUGAUAUGUAUGCAAAAGUAGGAGAUCUUGUGGAUGCAAUUGCAGUUUUUGAGAAAAUUGAGCAACUUGAUAUUGUUUCUUGGAAUGCUGUUAUUGCUGGUUGUGUUCUUCAUGAAUGUCAUGAUUGGGCGUUGGAACUGUUGGGGCAAAUGAGAAGGUCAGGAAUAAAUCCAAAUAUGUUUACCUUGUCCAGUGCUCUGAAGGGGUGUGCUGCGUUAGGGCUCAAAGAAUUGGGCAGACAGUUGCACUCUUGCUUAAUAAAAACAGAAAUGAAACUGGAUUUUUUUGUGAGUGUCAGCCUUAUUGAUAUGUACUCCAAGUGUGAUUUGAUGGAGGAUGCAAGGAUGGUUUAUGAUUUGAUGCCAGAAAAGGACUUGAUUGCAUGGAAUGCAGUGAUCUCUGGACAUUCACAAAAUGGGGAAGAUGAAGAAGCUCUGUUCCUUUUCUCUAAGAUGCACAGGGAAGGAAUACGGUUCAACCAGACUACCUUGUCUACAGCCCUUAAAUCCACAGCUAGCUUGCAGGCUGUCAUUGUUUGUCGACAAGUUCAUCCACUUUCUAUUAAAACAGGGUUUCUAUAUGAUACAUGUGUUGUAAACAGCCUGGUUGAUUCAUAUGGGAAAUGUGGCCACGUGGAAGAUGCAGCAAAAAUUUUUAAAAAUUGUCCAAUUGGAGACGUGGUUUCCUUCACAUCUAUGAUCACAACUUAUGCUCAGUGUGGACAAGGUGAAGAAGCUCUAAAGCUUUAUUUGAAAAUGCGAGAUAUGGAGCUCAAUCCAGAUCAAUUUGUUUAUAGUUCUCUUUUGAAUGCAUGUGCUAAUUUAUCAGCAUAUGAACAGGGGAAACAAGUACAUGUUCACAUCUUGAAGUUUGGAUUCCUGUCAGACAUUUUUUCUGGGAAUUCUCUUGUUAACAUGUAUGCCAAAUGUGGAAAUGUAGAUGAUGCUGGCCUUGCUUUUUCUGAGAUACCCCAGAGGGGAAUAGUGUCAUGGUCUGCAAUGAUUGGAGGACUUGCUCAACAUGGGCAUGGGAAAGAAGCCCUGAAUUUAUUCAAUGAUAUGCUCAAAGAUGGUGUUUCUCCCAAUCAUGUAACUCUUGUCAGUGUGCUCUGUGCAUGUAAUCAUGCAGGUUUGGUAACUGAUGCAAAACAAUAUUUUGAAUCAAUGGGAGAAUUAUUUGGAAUUGAACCGACACAAGAACAUUAUGCUUGCAUGAUUGAUCUCCUUGGUCGAGCAGGGAAAUUAACUGAGGCAGUGGAGCUGAUAAAUACAAUGCCAUUUGAAGCCAAUGCCUCAGUUUGGGGGGCACUUCUUGGUGCAUCAAGAAUACAUAAGAAUGUUGAACUUGGUCGACUUGCUGCUGAGAUGCUUCUCAUUCUUGAACCAGAGAAAUCAGGUACUCACAUUCUUCUUGCAAACAUUUAUGCAUCAGUUGGCAUGUGGGAUAAUGUUGCAAAGAUGAGAAGGCUUAUGAAAGAAAGCAAGGUAAAAAAGGAGCCAGGGAUGAGUUGGAUUGAGGUGAAAGACAAGGUAUACACCUUUUUGGUAGGAGACAGAAGCCAUGCUAGAAGCAAGGAGAUAUAUGCGAAGCUUGAUGAGCUGAGUGACUUAAUGUAUAAAGCUGGAUAUGUUCCUGCAGUAGAGGUUGACCUCCAUGAUGUGGAAAGAAGUGAAAAGGAGCUGCUUCUCUACCACCAUAGCGAGAAACUUGCCGUGGCCUUUGGGCUGAUUGCCACUCCACCAGGUGCCCCCAUUAGGGUGAAGAAGAACCUUCGGGUGUGCGUGGACUGUCAUACAGCAAUGAAGUUCAUUUGUAAAAUAGUUUCAAGAGAGAUUAUUGUCAGAGAUGUCAACCGAUUCCACCAUUUCAGGGAUGGUUUGUGUUCUUGUGAUGAUUACUGGUAAUUUUUUGGAUUAAUCCUCUACUGGGAUUUCACACUCUCUUUACCCCUAUACAUUUUCCUAUUCUUUUGUGACAACAAGAGGCAUGUUGAUGGCUUUUUUUCUUCUCACUUAAACAGAGUCUUUUUUUGUAUUCCAUUAGUUGUGUCAACUCAAAUGUUGUCCGAGGAAGUAGAACAAGGGUUCAUCUAUUACAUGAUUGCAAGCAGAGGAAAAACUUCUAAUCAUCUGGAGUUCAUACCCAGUUUCUUGCCUACUAUGUUGAAUAAUGCCCGUCUUUCUUUGCUUCAACUUAAGCUCAAUCGAUAUUUGGAUGCAUACCAGGUGGUGGUGCUAAUUUCUCUUCCAAGUCUCUGGUGCAUCUAUCUUGAGAAGAGAAUUGUCCUGUCGACAUGACCACCUAAGCCAUCUCUAAUGAUGUGUUUCUUUUGCUUAGCUAUUUUAUUUGGUUUUAUGAUCCACAAUAAGUUACAAGUUCAUCAGUUAGUGGUUAGCUAUAAAGAAAACUCGUCAGAUUAUAGGAAUUGUUUUGUUUAUUACUUAUAUAUUGAUGAAUGUUGGAACAAAUUCAUUACUUAAAUCAUGAUUACUUUUAUAGCCAAA